Molecule: messenger RNA, 1176 nt
Organism: Cyphomyrmex costatus
Lineage: Eukaryota; Metazoa; Arthropoda; Insecta; Hymenoptera; Formicidae
Exons: 1
Coding region: 1-1176 (391 amino acids)
Source: RefSeq, a predicted model, not a curated record
AUGCAACAACAGAUAGUACGACAAUUUCCCAUACCACAAUAUGACCCGGCUAAAAAUUCAAUUUUUGCUUCUGUUGCUAUGUCAUUGGAAGAAGUAAAUCUGUAUAAAAGAAUAACGCCAUCAGCUCCAACCUUAAUGGACAUAUCUAGGCGAGUAUAUUUCGAUUUAUUUCUAUACGAUCUUAACGUGCGUAAAAAGAUACUGCCUGAAUAUCUGGAUUAUUAUAGUACCAGCUUACUAUGGUUUAGAAUUGUUUCACUUAAGAUGAAACACUUUCAACCUAUCACUCCUGAAGAACGAGAUUUAUUGCUAAUUUUACAACAAUUUAGUUUUACGAUUCCUGAACCAAUACUAUUGCAACUUCAAGUAUUUGGUUCUGUACAAACAAGAACAGGAGAACACCUUUAUCCAUGGUUUCCGAAAUUACCUACUAGUCAAAUUGGCGAAUAUGGUGGAUUCUAUGGACCUGUAACAAAAGACAACCAUAAUUUGUAUGAAGAAAUACCUUGUUUAGGAGUACUAAGUGAAGCUGUAAGACAAAGUAUAAGUGAUGCUCCUCCUGGACAAUACGCAUCAUCUUUAAAUACAGAUGAAUUGACUAUGACUGAAAACCUAUUAGGUUAUUUUCCAUUAGGAAUAAGGGAUAAUGAAGCAAAAAACAUCGCUUUUGAUGCUGGAAUUAAAGUUGAUUUGUUUCCUUCCUAUCCUUAUAAUACUGGCAUGAAUCUUAAGUUAAUAAUGUCUAUUUCAAAUAUUAUAGCACAGACAAAAGUUUUCGAAUUAUUUACAGUCAAUUUUAAUGACUUAGCUAAGGAGGGAUCUGUAAUUCAAACAGUUAUGGUACAUCCAAUUUCACCAAAAAUCCGUGGUCAACAAGAGAAACAUGGAAAGCUCCAAGUAACUUCUUUAAUGAGUGAAUAUUUCUCACUUACUGCUGGAAUUGUAUUCUGCCCUCAACUAUGGAAGAAAGGAUCGACUAAAACGAGUGCAAAGUCUUGGUCAUGCGCUGUUCCAGUUAACAAGACAUGGAUAACAAAUAGAAAUGAGCGAAGAACCACUCUUCCCGUUCAAUAUCGACAAGAAGUUUUCAAAUUGACACCUGAAUUCGGUCAAAGUUAUCGGUCUCAAGUAAUAAAAUUUUUAAUAAUGAAAAAAAGGAAUGCAAUACAACAUUAA